UCAGCAUACUUAUCAUGUUCACCAUUUUGACCAACUGUGUGUUUAUGACUCUGAGUAACCCUCCAGAAUGGACAAAGAAUGUAGAGUACACGUUCACUGGUAUUUACACAUUUGAAUCGCUUAUAAAAAUUCUUGCAAGGGGCUUCUGUAUAGAUUCUUUCACUUUCCUUCGAGACCCAUGGAACUGGCUGGACUUCAGUGUUAUUCUCAUGGCAUAUCUGACAGCAUUUGUGGACCUGGGCAAUGUCUCAGCCUUGAGAACAUUCAGAGUUCUCCGAGCACUGAAAACAAUUUCAGUUAUUCCAGGCUUGAAGACCAUCGUGGGGGCCCUGAUCCAGUCGGUGAAGAAGCUCUCGGAUGUAAUGAUACUGACUGUUUUUUGUCUGAGCGUAUUUGCACUAAUUGGCCUACAACUGUUCAUGGGCAAUUUAAGGAAUAAAUGUAUAAAGUGGCCACCCCUUAACUUCAAUAUAACUAACAGCUCACUUGUCCUGAAUGAAACCAUGGCAAAUGACACGGAGAACAUAUUUGACUUUGACGAGUACGUCCAGGACAAGACAAAUUACUAUAUCUUGGAAGGAGCCAAGGAUGCAUUACUUUGUGGUAAUGGUACUGAUGCUGGCAAAUGCCCCGAGAGCUUUACGUGUAUGAAAGGUGGAAGGAAUCCAAAUUACGGUUAUACCAGCUUUGACAGCUUUAGCUGGGCAUUCUUAUCAUUGUUCCGAUUGAUGACUCAGGACUGCUGGGAAAACCUUUACCAACUGACCCUGCGAGCUGCUGGCAAAACGUACAUGAUAUUUUUUGUGCUGGUCAUAUUCCUGGGAUCGUUCUACUUGGUGAAUCUGAUCCUGGCCGUGGUAGCCAUGGCAUAUGACGAGCAGAACCAGGCCACCCUUGAGGAAGCUGAACAGAAAGAGGCGGAAUUUCAACUGAUGCUCGAACAACUGAAAAAGCAACAGGAAGAAGCUCAGCUUGCGGCAGCGGCAGCUGCAGCUGAGUCGGAGGACAGGAGCGGAGCAGAUGACCUGUAUGACAUGUCGCAGAGUUCCUCCGGCAUGUCAAAGCUGAGCUCGAAGAGCGCCAAGGAGAGACGGAACCACAGGAAGAAACGCAAGCAGAACGAGCUGGCCGGAGGUGGGGAGAAAGGGGACAAUGAGAAGAUGCACAAAUCGGAAUCGGACGACAGUGGGGGAAGAGGGAGUGUCUUUCGAUUUCCCACGGAUUGCAGCCGUGCAAAGAGCAGUUCCUCCCCACGCCAGUCGCUGCUAAGCUUCCGAGGUUCUCUCUUUUCCCCCCGACGCAACAGCAGAAGCAGCAUCUUCAGUUUCAAAGGCCGGAUGAAGGAUGUGGGCUCGGAAACCGACUUUGCCGAUGAUGAGCACAGCACCUUCGAAGACAAUGAGAGCAGGAGAAGCUCGUUCUUUAACCCUUACAGGCAGGGCGAGAGGAGAGGUAGCAACAUUAGUCAGGCCAGUCCAUCUCCCAGGAACCUGCCCAUGGUGUCAGCCAACGGAAAGAUGCACAGCACAGUGGACUGCAAUGGGGUGGUCUCGCUGCUUGGAGGACCUUCCGCUCCAAUCUUACCCACAGUACUCCUUCUGCCCGAGGUGAUAAUAGAUAAGCCAGCUACUGAUGAUAAUGCCGCCAACAUGGAAAUGGAGCUUAAGAAGAGAAGGACUGGGUCUCAUCUAAUAGCCACUGAUUUGCUUGAAGAUCCAGUGCUAAAGCAGAGAGCGCUAAGUGUAGCAAGUGUUCUGACAAACACAAUGGAAGAACUUGAAGAAUCUCGACAGAAAUGCCCCCCUUGCUGGUAUAAAUUCGCCAACACGUACUUGAUCUGGGACUGCCAUCCGCGGUGGUUGAAACUGAAGGAAGUUGUACACUUGGUUGUGAUGGAUCCAUUGGUGGACCUUGCUAUUACUAUCUGCAUUGUGCUGAACACCCUCUUCAUGGCCAUGGAGCAUUACCCGAUGACGGAAAACUUUCAAAAUGUGCUUUCGUAUGGAAACUUGGUCUUUACUGGAAUCUUUACUGCUGAAAUGAUUUUCAAAAUCAUAGCCUUGCAGCCUUAUUAUUACUUCCAAGAAGGGUGGAACAUAUUUGACAGCAUUAUAGUGAGUCUCAGCUUAAUGGAGCUCGGUCUCGCUGACGUGGAGGGAUUGUCAGUAUUGAGGUCUUUUCGAUUGCUGCGAGUGUUUAAAUUGGCAAAGUCGUGGCCCACACUAAACAUGCUGAUCAAGAUCAUCGGUAACUCAGUGGGCGCUUUGGGUAACUUGACUUUGGUGUUAGCCAUCAUUGUCUUCAUCUUUGCUGUAGUGGGCAUGCAGCUAUUUGGCAAAAACUACAAGGAGUGUGUCUGCAAAAUUACAGACGAUUGUAAGCUACCUCGCUGGCACAUGCACGAUUUCUUUCACUCCUUCCUGAUCGUGUUCCGUGUGCUGUGUGGAGAGUGGAUUGAGACAAUGUGGGACUGCAUGGAGGUCGCUGAUCAGACCAUGUGCCUCACUGUCUUCAUGAUGGUCAUGGUAAUCGGCAAUCUUGUGGUCCUGAACCUGUUUCUGGCCCUGUUACUGAGCUCGUUCAGUGCCGAUAAUCUCGCUGCCAGCGAUGAUGACAGUGAGAUGAACAAUUUACAGAUUGCGGUGGGGAGGAUACAGAAAGGCAUCGAUUGCAUCAAGAGAAAUGUAAGAGAACUGUUUCAGAAACCCUGCGUCAGGAGGAAAGUCACCGAAGAUGUCAAACCACUCGAUGACCUACAGAGCAAGAAAGGCAGUAAUGUCUCCAAUCACACAACAGUUGAGAUUAGUAAAGAGGGUAACUAUCAUAAAGAUGGCAAUGGAACCACCAGUGGGAUAGGCAGCAGUGUAACAGCAGAUAAAUACGAUGUAAGUGACUACAUGUCCUUUAUUCACAACCCAAGUCUCACUGUAACAGUGCCGAUAGAUAGGGAGUCGGACUUUGAGAAUCUAAACACGGAAGAUUUCACCAGUGAAUCCGAUCUGGAGGAAAGCAAAGAGCAAACAGCUGAAACCAGCUCUUCAGAGGGAAGCACAGUUGACAUCAGUCCACCUGGCGAGGGUGAGAAACAGGAGGAAAUCCCAGAGGAAUCCAUGGAGCCCGAAGCCUGUUUCACUGAUGGCUGUGUACGGAAAUAUCCAUGCUGCUAUGUCAACAUAGAAGAGGAACGUGGCAAGAUGUGGUGGAACUUAAGAAAAACCUGCUUUAGGAUAGUGGAACACAAUUGGUUUGAGUCGUUCAUUAUCUUCAUGAUUCUUCUCAGCAGUGGUGCCUUGGCUUUUGAAGAUAUUUACAUUGAAAAGCACAAAACCAUCAAGUCAGUCCUGGAAUACGCUGAUAAAAUCUUCACUUACAUCUUCAUUCUGGAGAUGCUUCUGAAGUGGGUUGCCUAUGGUUUUGUGAAGUAUUUCACCAAUGCAUGGUGUUGGCUGGACUUCCUCAUUGUUGAUGUCUCAUUAGUCAGUUUUACAGCUAAUGCCUUGGGCUACUCAGAACUAGGUGCCAUUAAGUCUCUUAGGACACUAAGAGCUCUGAGACCUCUAAGGGCCUUGUCACGAUUUGAAGGAAUGAGGGUGGUGGUCAAUGCUCUCCUUGGAGCGAUCCCUUCCAUCAUGAACGUGCUGCUUGUCUGCCUGAUAUUCUGGCUGAUUUUCAGCAUUAUGGGUGUGAACCUCUUUGCUGGGAAAUACUACCACUGCAUCAACACCACCGAUGAAAGCAUGAUCGCUAUUGACAUUGUGAAUAACAUAACCGACUGCUUAAAAAUGAUUGAAUUCAACGAAACCGCCAGGUGGAAAAACGUGAAGAUCAACUUUGACAAUGUUGGGGCUGGCUAUCUCGCCCUUCUACAAGUGGCGACAUUCAAAGGAUGGAUGGAGAUUAUGUAUGCUGCUGUGGAUUCCCGUGGUCUGGAACUGCAGCCUAAAUAUGAAGCGAACCAGUAUAUGUAUUUUUAUUUUGUGAUCUUCAUCAUCUUCGGAUCGUUCUUCACCUUGAACCUAUUUAUUGGUGUCAUCAUCGAUAACUUCAACCAGCAGAAAAAAAAGUUUGGAGGUCAGGACAUUUUCAUGACUGAAGAGCAGAAGAAGUAUUACAAUGCAAUGAAAAAGCUGGGCUCCAAGAAACCACAGAAGCCGAUUCCUAGACCUAUGAACGAAAUCCAAGGGAUGGUGUUUGACUUGGUGACAAAGCAAGUCUUUGAUAUAUUGAUCAUGAUUCUCAUUUGCCUUAACAUGGUCACCAUGAUGGUGGAGACCGAUCUCCAGAGUAAAGAAACGGAUAACAUCUUAUAUUUGAUCAACGUUAUCUUCAUUGUCCUCUUCACCACGGAGUGCGUGCUUAAGCUCAUAGCACUUCGCUAUUAUUACUUUACAUUAGGCUGGAAUGUAUUUGACUUUGUGGUCGUCAUACUUUCCGUCAUAGGCAUGUUCUUAGCUGACCUCAUUGAUAAAUACUUUGUGUCGCCGACAUUAUUCAGAGUUAUCAGACUUGCCAGAAUUGGCCGGAUCCUCCGUUUAAUCAAGAGCGCGAAAGGAAUCCGUACCUUACUGUUUGCCUUGAUGAUGUCCCUUCCUGCCUUGUUCAACAUCGGACUCUUGCUGUUUCUGGUCAUGUUCAUUUACGCCAUAUUUGGAAUGUCCAACUUCUCUUACGUGAAGAGGGAGUCCGGAAUCGAUGACUUGUUCAACUUUGAAACCUUCGGAAACAGUAUGAUUUGCCUGUUUCAGAUCACCACCUCAGCAGGCUGGGACGCUUUGCUGGCUCCAAACCUGAACAGCGGGCCUCCCGAUUGUGACCCCCAAAAACAUCACCCCGGCAGUUCCGUCAAAGGAGACUGCGGAAACCCGCCGGUGGCCAUUUUCUUCUUCGUCAGUUACAUCAUCAUAUCCUUCUUGAUCGUCAUAAACAUGUACAUCGCCAUCAUUUUGGAGAACUUCAGUGUUGCGAUGGAAGAGAGCGCUGAGCCUCUGAGUGAGGACGACUUUGAGAUGUUUUAUGAAGUGUGGGAGAAGUUCGAUUCGGAUGCAACCCAGUUCAUGGAGUACGGUAAAUUGCACGAUUUUGCUGAUGCCUUGGAGCCACCUCUCCGUGUAGCGAAACCGAACAAGGUACAGCUUAUAGCCAUGGACCUGCCCAUGGUGAGUGGGAAUAGAAUCCAUUGCCUCGACAUCUUGUUUGCAUUCACCAAACGCGUGCUGGGUGAGGGUGGGGAGAUGGAUGCCCUUCGACAGCAAAUGGAAGAUCGAUUCAUGGCAUCCAACCCUUCUAAGGUAUCUUACGAGCCAAUUACAACUACUCUACGUCGCAAACAGGAAGCUGUGUCGGCCACCAUAAUCCAGAAAGCUUUUAGGAGCUAUCUGAUACGGCGAACAGUCAAACAAGCCUCUUUUAUGUUCAAGGAGAAAGGCAAAGGGGGAGAGCUUCUGCCGGGCAAAGAAGAAAUGGUGAUCGAUAAAUUUAACGAAAACUCCACCACAGAAAAAACUGAUGUAACUCCUUCCACCACCUCUCCGCCAUCUUACGAUAGCGUAACCAAACCGGAAAAUGACAGAGAGGAGAAAGAAAAAGAUGACAGAAUCAGAUAUGUCAGGGAGUAUAAAAAGUAAAAACCCACCAAAACCCAAACAAACAAAAAAAAAUCAACAUAAGUUCCAGUUGUGAUGCAAUAUUGUUUACAGCCUUUGAAGGUGUGACCCAAUUGUGUCAACAUUUGGACUCCAUUUGGAGAUCUAAGCCAAACUGACAUGUCUAAUGUUGUAAGGUCAGGGCCUAAACCAAGCCAGUGACCCUCGUCAAGAUACUGUGACUCUCUACAGCAGAGAGGAGGCAGCAGUCUGCACGAGAGGUUACUGUUCCCACUGCCAGCUGACACUGCUGUAAGGGGAGAGUGUGUCAAAAUGGCUAAAAGACUGUACGGAUCAGAUGGACAAAGGGACCAGGAAACGUUACUUAAAAUGUCUGUGCUUCAUUUAAAUGUACAACGUCGGUAUAUUUUACCCUUAAUAUCUCGCAUUCCAAGCCGCUUACAGUCCCAUGGUUUCACCAGAAAGCUUUGACAGACAUUUUUCAUAUGUUUUCUAAUUCACAACUCGUUUACUUUUCCUGUCUAUUUUUCUAAAUGGGGCUUUUUAUGUUUAACGGGAAGAGGUGUCGAGAACGACCAUUAAGGGAAGAGGAUAUCAGGCUGGAGGUUUUGAAUCAAGUGUUUGUUUAACAUGUACAAAAGUGUCUUGCAUGGAAGCAUGCUGCACUCAUCCAUUGUGCAUGAAAAAAUCAUUAACCCAUGAGUCAAUUUUAAGGAAAAAAAAAUCUAUUAAGUGUUUCAGAAUGGCUCUUAAGUUCCGAGGUGCUUUACUAAAGUGUGUCGUGCUAUAUUGGAACAGUUCUAAUACGUGCCUGUUACUGUUACUUACAAACUGGUAUUUGGCAGGUUAUUUUUACGUGGGUCAUUCACAGACUCUGAGCAGAUGCGAUUUAAGUCCAUGUUCUGCUGGGACAAUUACUGUGUGUCGGUUUUGUAUUGACACGAAUGAAUGGAUUAAAAACGGAGAAGGCCAGAAGAGAUUUGCUCAGCAAACCAGAAUUGGCCGGAGUUGAGCUACACUAGAAAUUGCUCCGCUUUUAUUCCUGCAGUGUUGUUUAGCCAUCUUCAGCGCUCAGUAAGGUUGACAAUUGACGUGGCAAAUCAAAAAAAAAACAACUCGGUUGCGUAAAUAGCUGUGCUGUUUCACUCUGUGGUUCUUGUGGGGCAAAAAGAUGGCCUGACCACUGUUUUAUUUUUUUUGUUUCAUCAAAUAGACACCACGUUACAUCUAGUUUGCGAGCUUCUGACGGGUGAGAUGAUGUGCUCUGUAUCAUUAUAAAUAGUUUGGUCGCUAUCACUGAUGCAUGUUAAUUGCCUACGCUGCUUUGUACGCUGUUCCUUCCAGUGUCCAGAAGUCAUUGAAAUAUGGGAAGCCAUAAACCAGUGAUCACGUGAGAAUUUGUUCACUACAAUCUCAUGUCUCCAUCUCGUUAGUAAUAGUUUGCUACUCAUUAAAAACACUUUCGUUCACUCGUUCUUUUUUAGUUUCCCAAACCAAGUGGACUACUGUAUGUGGUAAAACCAGAACUUGUACAGAGUAUGUUGCAGUCUGCUUAAAAUGCUCAAAAAUACGUGGUUUUGAAUUUUCUAAAGAAAAAUAUACAUACUGUAAAGAAUCAUUUUAAUUUACUUUUCUGCAUUUUUGUACAUAUAUUUUAAAAGAAACAAAAGCUAAUGAUAAUUAUUUCAGGUCAGUACUGGAAACUUUUCUUACUUUCAUCCAUAGCACUUUUUCAUCAAUGAACUUCCCAAAAGAAACAAAAAGGGAUAAUUAAUUCUUGGGGCUUUCAUUUCCUUUACUGUAUGCCUUUAGUAUAAGCCAACAUUCAGUUGGGGGCAGAAUUGGGAUCAUGAUUCACUUGCUUCUAUGGAGUGAUCGUUGGAAACUGGGAACGAGACAGAUAUCCAAAUCUAAAGCACUGCCUGCAUUGAAAAUGUUGAGAAAAUUGUUAUUAUUGCCACAACAUCUUUAAUCCUUUAUACUGCUUUAUACUGUGUCCUUUCUGCAGACUUUUCUGUCUUGUGAAAUGAUUCAUGUUGCACUAGAACUGUUCUCAAUGGAAAAUGCCCCCCUCCCCCCAGUCUUUUUCACCAGAUCAACAAUGAUGGACUUGUUUAAUUGCAUCCAGGUGAUUUUUGUGUGUUCUUACACAAAGUGAAAGUUCAAUGUAAACUCCUUUUAUUAAAGCCUAUUGACUAGUAGUGUAUUAGUGAACUGCAUGCAGGAUAAUGCUACUAUUACCACAAAUAAUGGUAAGACUGCAUUACAAAAACAAAGCUAACAAUAAAGGUGACUUUUUUUUUAUUGUACAUAAUAACUGACUCGGUGUGAACUUUUAUUGGCUUGGCAUUGUACAGAUGUCAUUUAUAGAUCAAUCUUGCAAAUACAUUUGGCUAAUUUUUAAUCUACGUGAAGAAUAG
Callorhinchus milii (elephant shark) is the source of this 8023-nucleotide messenger RNA. RefSeq names its product sodium channel, voltage-gated, type I-like, alpha (gene scn1laa). Gene Ontology annotation, cellular component: axon; voltage-gated sodium channel complex; plasma membrane. Lineage: Eukaryota; Metazoa; Chordata; Chondrichthyes; Chimaeriformes; Callorhinchidae. Gene Ontology annotation, biological process: neuronal action potential; membrane depolarization during action potential; sodium ion transmembrane transport. The record is from RefSeq and is a predicted model, not a curated record. Gene Ontology annotation, molecular function: protein binding; voltage-gated sodium channel activity.